This is a messenger RNA of Juglans microcarpa x Juglans regia, 796 nucleotides long. Its product is annotated as V-type proton ATPase subunit G-like. NCBI's taxonomy places the organism in Eukaryota, Viridiplantae, Streptophyta, Magnoliopsida, Fagales, Juglandaceae. Gene Ontology annotation, molecular function: proton-transporting ATPase activity, rotational mechanism. Bases 215 to 547 code for a protein of 110 amino acids. Gene Ontology annotation, cellular component: vacuolar proton-transporting V-type ATPase complex. The record is from RefSeq and is a predicted model, not a curated record. Gene Ontology annotation, biological process: proton transmembrane transport. The transcript is spliced from 5 exons.
CGUGGACGCUUAUUGCGUAAUAUGACGUUUUGUUGGGAAAACAUACUAACUAACCCCGUUAACCAUGCAAAGCCCUCUCUCUCUCUCUCUCUCUCUCUCUCUCUCUCUCUCUCUCUACAGCCACUCUUCCUCUAAUUCCUAGGGGUUGGGGGGUCGGCUUAAUUUCAAUGUACGUACGUAAUCGGCCUUGAACUCCAAUUUCAUUCAGUUUAAGAUGGAUUCCUUUAGAGGACAAGGUGGCAUUCAGAUGCUGUUAACAGCGGAACAGGAGGCCCAACACAUCGUUUCCAGUGCUAGAAACUUAAAGAUAAAAAGGUUGAAGCAAGCGCAAGAAGACGCAGAUAGGGAGGUGGGACUCUAUCGCUCUCAUCUGGAAGCUGAGUUCCAAAAGAAAAUUGCUGAGACUAGUGGGAGCUCUGGGUUUAAUGCAAAACGGCUUGAAGUGGAUACUGAAGUGAAGAUUCAAAACUUGAAGGAAUCAGCAUCUACAAUCUCAUCUGAUGUGAUUGGCAUGCUCAUCAAGCAUGUUACAACAUUGAAUAACUGAUCUCAUGUGUACAUGAAGGCAGCCAUAAUGAGCAAAGAAGCCAGGAACAUAAUAUUAAUAAGCUGCAACUGCAUGCAUGCUGCAUAUAUAGCAGGCCAGAUGUAUCUACUCUCUUUCCAAUAAGCAUAUUUUGCCAUAUUCUUUCUUCUAAGCCUAUUAAUGUAGUCUUGAUCUGCAAUUAAUGAUCUUUUAUAUUCUUUAAAAUUCUUGCAAUCUUACCCAUUUAUUUUUGUUUCCAAACCUAGUCUC